AUGAGUAAAGCAUAUGACAGAGUGGAGUGGUCGUUCCUCCGUGCCUUGAUGGGAAAGAUGGGAUUUGCUCCCCGCUGGAUUGAAUGGGUGAUGUAUUGUAUCUCGUCAGUAUCCUACAAGAUCCUCCUAAACGGAGAACCGAGAGGAUGUAUUAAACCAUCUCGAGGAAUCAAACAAGGCGACCCCAUAUCACCGUAUCUUUUCAUCUUGUGUACCGAAGCCUUAGUCUCUCAACUCCGUUUAGCCGAAGCACAAGAGAAACUACAAGGCCUCCGGAUCGCUAGGGCUAGUCCCACCACAUCUCACCUUUUAUUUGCAGACGAUAGUCUCUUCUUCUGUAAGGCUGAACCCGUACAAAGUCGUGAACUUAUUGGCAUUAUCCGCUCCUACGGCGAGGCUUCAGGCCAAAAGAUUAAUUUUACGAAAUCAUCUAUUAUGUUUGGCAACGAUGUUCCAACUAUCACCCGUCAAGAAGUCAAGACCACUAUUGGGAUCUACCAAGAAGGAGGCAUGGGCACAUACCUUGGGCUCCCAGAGAAACUCCACGGUUCCAAAGCACAAGUUUUUGCUUUUGUUCGGGACAGGCUCCAAAACCGGGUUAAUUCAUGGUCCUCAAAACUCCUCUCUAAAGGGGGCAAAGAAAUCUUGAUUAAAUCCCAAGCUCAAGCGAUUCCGACAUAUGUUAUGUCGUGUUUUCUUCUCCCGAAAGCUAUUUGCUCCAAACUUAGAAGUGCAAUUGCCAAUUUUUGGUGGAGCUCCAAGGAGGAAAGCAGAGGUAUCCAUUGGGUAUCUUGGGACUCCCUUUGCACCCAUCUCGCAGAGGGAGGUCUCGGGUUCAGGACUUUUGAAGAAUUCAACCUCGCUCUCCUAGCGAAACAGUUGUGGCACCUCCUUCGGUUCCCCGACUCCCUUCUGAACCGGGUCUUAAAAGGAAGAUACUACAAAUACUGUAGUCCCCUAGAGAUUACUGUCUCCAACCGUCCAUCAUACGGAUGGCGAAGCAUCUUAGCUGCUAAACCCCUUCUAGCUUCGGGCCUUCGUAAGAACAUUGGAUCGGGGUUUGAAACGCUGGUGUGGUCAGAUCCGUGGAUCCCAGACGACCCGCCCCGACCUCCUGUAGGACUACUUGUUGAACGAGAUCCUCUUCUAUUCGUCAACUCCUUGAUUGAUUUUGAAUCAAAACAAUGGAAAUCAGCCCGACUUCGGGAGCUUUUCCCGCCCGAGGAGAUAGCCCUUAUCCUAGGGAUUCGUCCGAGUCAAAAUGUUUCGAGAGAUGGAUACAGCUGGUCCCUCACUAAAUCCGGUAAUUAUACGGUAAAAUCAGGCUAUUGGAUUGCGAGAUCCCUAUCUCGUCUUGCUUGUGACCCCCCUCUUCAGGGACCUAGUACUACAGUACUGUCGGCGCAAGCUUGGAAGUUAAAAACUACGCGAAAAAUUAAACAUUUCGUGUGGCAAUGUAUUACGGGUUGUCUGGCGACAGGCCAACGUCUAGCUUCCCGCCAUAUUGGAAGGGAUAAAAGAUGUCCCCGGUGCGGUGCAGAGGAAGAGUCUAUUAACCAUGUUAUUUUUGAAUGCCCACCAUCGAAGCAAGUAUGGGCACUCUCACCUAUCCCUUCGGCACCAAGCAUUUUCCCCCAAGCUUCUAUCUUUGGUAAUCUUGACUACCUGUUUUGGAGAGCUAAGGAAUUUGGAACAUCUGAAGAAAAUCUACGUAUUUUCCCUUGGAUCAUGUGGUUCUUAUGGAAGUCAAGGAACAAAAAAGUCUUCGACAACAUAGAUGAUCUUCCCCCAGAUAUUCUGGAGCAUGCAAUACAUGAGGAGGAAACUUGGAGGAAUGCUAACGAGGAGGACUAUACUUUAGAGGUGACAAGAGUUAGACGAGAGUUUGGAAGUGCGUCUUUGACGUCCAUCACGACCUGUUACUUUGAUGGCUCUUGGCACGAUUCAGAUCCUCUCAGUGGCCACGGUUGGCUGGUAUCGUUGGGAGACAGAAUAUUCCGAGUUGGACUUAGAAGCUCGUCGCGUAGUCUAUCGCCCCUCCAUGCCGAGCUAGACUCUCUUCUUUGGGCUAUGAAGUGCAUUCUCUCAGCCAACAUCCAAUGUGAAACUUUUGCGAUGGAUUGCCUUGACCUCCUAGCUAUGACGGAUUCCCCAGCUGAGUGGCCUACAUUUGCAGCUGAACUUGGGGAUUUCAAAGCUAUGUUUUCCCAGUUUAGAUCCUUUAAAUUAGUUUAUAUUCCUCGUCUUUGUAACGUCCGUGCGGAUAGACUUGCCAAGAGUGCAAGAACACGAGGUUUAAGAUUUUCCCAUGUAAACUUUUCAGUUCUGGUCUGGCUUUCUCUUGAGGAGAGUCUUUUACCGCAAACUUAA
Molecule: messenger RNA, 2370 nt
Organism: Eutrema salsugineum
Lineage: Eukaryota; Viridiplantae; Streptophyta; Magnoliopsida; Brassicales; Brassicaceae
Exons: 1
Coding region: 1-2370 (789 amino acids)
Molecular function (GO): nucleic acid binding; RNA-DNA hybrid ribonuclease activity
Source: RefSeq, a predicted model, not a curated record